Messenger RNA from Dioscorea cayenensis subsp. rotundata (Guinea yam), 2756 nucleotides. RefSeq lists its product as uncharacterized. Lineage: Eukaryota; Viridiplantae; Streptophyta; Magnoliopsida; Dioscoreales; Dioscoreaceae. Bases 1625 to 2572 code for a protein of 315 amino acids. The transcript is spliced from 7 exons. Gene Ontology annotation, molecular function: protein binding. The record is from RefSeq and is a predicted model, not a curated record.
UCAGUUACCACAAUUGAUUGCUUUCUUGUUGCUAAUUGUAUUUAAAAUAGACUGAAGGAGGAGUAUUAAUUUAUUUAUGGAUACAGUACAUUAACAAGGUUGCUAUAGUUCCUUACAGCCAAUUAGAUGUAUUUAAAAUGGUGCAUUUUAGCUUGCAGUACUUCCAUGGUCAUCAUCCCAUGUGAUGUUCUGCCUUUUUUUAAUUAUUAUUAUAGUUCACUUAGGGAGCUUUUCAACUUCUCUUUGAUCAUUUUACCAUCAUUCUCAGGGCAUAAAUACAUAAGCUUUUAGAAUGUUAGUCUGUUAUUGAUCACAUAUUUUGCACUCAGUUCUAAUUAGGUGCCUGGUUAAAAUACUGAGAUAGUUACGUUUUAUCACAUAAUGCUCAACACAAUUUUAAGUCUUGGAGUUACUGUCUUGUCUCUGUGAGGCUGGUGGACCAGAUUGGUGCAUUUUACUUUCUCUUCUUCUUCUUUGUGUGUGUAUGUGUUUUUAAUGUUUAAAUUUAGCUAUUGUACUUCUUUGUGAACUCUUAAUUCAAAACUGUACUGGCAUCAAUUUCUAUAUUUGGUAAAGCCUUGUAGUUUUGCAGGUUAUCUGUGCAUACCCUUUAUUUUUUGUAUGGAACUGUAGUUUGACUAUCUUGUCCUCUUGACUUAAUUUCUAUUUGCGUCAUCCAGCAUCAUUGUAUUUCUAAUAAAGGUAAGAAUUUCAUUCUUUUUGUCAAAAGCUAGUAUUAAGUUUAUAAUUGUUUGAGGCAUAUAUGUCAUUGAGUUUAUAUUGCAGUUAAUUCUUCAAAAUAAAUGAUUCAAUGUUCUAGUCUUAUUAUCUUAUUUUAUAUAGAUUGGAUCCCUAAUCUUUUUGUUUUGAACAGUUAGCUUUGUAAAAGAAAUUGUUCUUAAACUAUUGGCAGACGGGGUGACUGUAUCUGUUACACAUGUGGCUGUGAUUUAUUUGAUUAAGUAUGCUAAAUCUAAUAUACAGUCAUUGGAGGGAUGCUUGGCUAUGCAUAAGUGAUUGCUUUUUCAGCUCUUAACCUAGCUUGCAUUCUCUAAUAGAUUGAUUCUGGCAGCAUUCCUUGGUGCAAGACCAAUAAUAAUAGUUGAUUUCUUUAACUUUGAAAGAUUCAAUGUUAUUUAUGGAUAUUGGUGUUGUGCAUUAUUUUGCUGAUGCAUAUCAGUUGGUUCCCCUUACUGUUACUGCAUUAAUUGUGAAGACCUUUUAUUAUUUGCGGUUCUCUGUAUCUUCAUGUCAUCUUGUUCAUAGACUGCAUAUGAUCAUCAUUGGAUCAACUUUAACAGUGUUCCAUGCUUGCAUUCUCAUAUUCUGCUGACGUUAAUAGUAGUUAUAUCUGCCUUAAUGAGUGCUCAAGUACCAUGUUAUGUUUGUUGUUCAUCAUAUCUGAUCGAUAAACAAUUGGAUUGAUUACGAUAAAUUUGUUGUUGGUUUGUGCUUUUACAAUUUCAAAUCUUGAUCUGUUUUAAUGAACUGAUAACAAUUUGUUCUUCUUAACCCCUUAUGUCAUCUCUGAUAUUUAGCAGUGGGCACAUUUAUAACAUGUUCUACCAACAUUAAAAAGCAGGAUGAUUCCUGAGAAGCUGGCGCGAUAAGGAGGCCUUUCCAUAUGUUGAGGAAUUUGCUGUGGGCAACAUCAAAGCACGAUGUUUACAUGAUGCAGAAUUACUCUAUUAAGCAUUGGUCAUCAUUGCUUCAAAAAAGCACUGAAGUACUCAAUGUAGCUGGGCAAAUUGUACCAAAUCAGGAACACUGUGAAGCCCCAACUCAAGCUGUUUCACGGGUACAAGUCAGCACCAUGGCAGUAAAAGACGACUUGAUUGUUUCUGGUGGUUUCCAUGGGGAGCUUAUCUGUAAGUAUGUGAACCAGCCUGGUGUAGCCUUCUGCACAAAGGUGACCAGUGACGAUAAUGGCAUUACAAACUCGGUGGACAUUUAUGAAAGCACCUGUGGUUCAAGACGGAUAUUGGCCGCUAACAACGACUGUAAUGUGAGGAUUUUUGAUAUUGAGAAUUUCACCCUUCUCAACUGUUUUCCUUUCUCUUGGUCUGUGAAUUGUUCUAUUGCCAGCCCAGAUGGGAAGUACCUUGCUGUUCUUGGUGACAGUGUAGACUGCUUAAUGGCUGAAGCUCACUCUGGAAAGGUUAUUGGUGCUCUAAAAGGCCACCUAGACUACUGCUUCGCAUCCGCCUGGCACCCUGAUGGCAAUAUCUUGGCUACUGGUAGUCAAGACAUGACUUGCAGGCUGUGGGACAUCCGAAACCUCUCAGAGUCAAUGUCUGUCCUCAAAGGAAGAAUGGGUGCUAUACGGGGCAUUAAGUUCUCCAGCGAUGGCCGCUUUCUGGCCAUUGCUGAACCUGCUGAUUUCGUUCACGUUUAUGAUGUUUCAGCAGACUACAAUAAAGCUCAGGAGAUCGAUCUGUUUGGGGAGAUAGCCGGCUUAUCUUUCAGUCCUGACACUGAGGCCCUUUUCAUCGGCAUUGCAGACCGCACAUAUGGCAGCUUGUUAGAGUUCAAAAGAAGACACCAUUAUCAUUACCUGAACUCAUUUAUGUGAUCAUUUGUGCAUCCCUUGGGUUUAGUUUAAUAAGUUUUGCAGUGAUAAUCAAGGUUGAAAUUGUUUUUUUUCAACAGGUGUUGUAUUUGUUCCUGUUUUUGUUCUAUUUUCUGUAAAUAGGUUGUGAAUUGAAGGAUUAUAUUUCCUCAGUUUUAUUGUGAAGCCAAAGGUAUCUUGUUCAGCA